AUGGCGAAAGAAGGCGAGCGGUCAGCUCCCGCCGACAAGGGCAAAGGCAAGGUCGACGAUGUGAAGGACCUGCCCGGGGCGAAGAAGUCCCCGACCGAUGAAAAGCCACAAGCGGAUGGAAAGAAGAAGGAUGAAGAGCCCAAGGAAGAAGAGCUAAACGAGGAGGAUCAGCAACUGAAAAAUGAGCUGGAGAUGCUCGUAGAGAGAUUAAAGGAACCCGAUACCUCCCUUUACGGUCCCGCCUUAGAUGCCAUUAAGAACUUUAUUAAGACCUCAACCUCUUCGAUGACAGCUGUUCCAAAGCCUCUUAAGUUCCUCAGACCACACUACGAUGAGCUUACGGAGCUCUAUGAGAACUGGUCCGCUGGCUCAGUUAAGGACUCCUUGGCCGAUAUGCUUUCAGUUCUCGGAAUGACUUACGGAGACGAGGAGAAACUGGAGACACUGAAGUACCGGCUGUUGACCAAGUCAGAGGACCUUGGUUCCUGGGGCCACGAAUACAUUAGACAUCUGGCCUUGGAAAUCGGCCAAGAAUACCAGAACAGGUUAAACGCUGAGAAGGGUGUACAGGAUUUGAUCGAUCUUUCGCUGUCUCUUGUCCCGUACUUCUUGAGCCAUAAUGCCGAAGCUGAUGCCGUUGAUCUUCUGAGUGAGCUCGAAAUCAUCGAAGAGAUCCCGCGCUUCUUGGACGAGAACACAUACUCAAGAGUCUGUCUAUAUAUGGUUUCCAUGGUCAAUCUCCUCACAUAUCCCGAAGAUCAGCAGUUCCUCCGAACGGCCCACGAAAUCUAUGUCCGCUACAAGGAAUUCACCAAGGCAGUUGUUCUUGCGAUCCGUUUGAACGACACCGAGCUUAUUAAGAGCGAUAUCAAUGCCACUUCGGAUAGGUCACUGAAGAAACAGAUGGCUUUCCUUGUUGCUAGGCAACAAAUAUGGCUGGACAUGCCUGAUGAGGAGGAAGAUCAGUCUUUCAUGGAUUGCCUCAACAAUACCUUAAUCCCCAGUCACUUCAAGUCUCUCGGAAAGGAGCUGAACAUUCUCGACCCCAAGAUGCCAGAAGAUAUUUACAAAACGCACUUGGAAAGCAGCCGCGGGGCUGGUUUGACAAACGUCGACUCUGCGCGCCACAAUCUCGCCAGCGCCUUUGUCAACUCAUUCGCCAACGCUGGAUUUGGAAAUGACAAGAUGAUGCUAGUUGAGGGGGAUAAAGGCCCAUGGGUUUGGAAGACGAAGGACGAUGGCAUGUUGUCGACAACGGCUUCAAUGGGUAUGCUACUGCACAGGGACGUCGAUGUUGGCCUUGAUAAGAUCGAUAAGUUCACGUAUGCUACGGAAGAUCAGAUUAAGGCCGGUGCGCUACUGUCUAUUGGUAUCCUAAACUCGGGUGUCCGUUUGGAUUCCGAUCCUGCUCUGGCGCUCCUGAGCGAUCCCGAUAACCUGGAAGCCAAGAACGUGCCGAUGAGAGUCGCAUCUAUCAUGGGUCUUGGUUUGGCUUAUGCUGGAUCUAAUAAGGAGGAACUCCUCGAUGUUCUGCUCCCAAUUGUCGAGGAUGUGUCGCUUGAUAUGCAACUAUCUGCGAUGGCGGCCGUCUCCUUGGGUUUGAUUUUCGUCGGUUCCUCCAACCAUCAAGUUAGCGAGGCAAUUGCCACGACUCUGAUGGAUGAGGACCGUCAAAAGCAGCUCAAGAACAAGUGGACGCGUUUCAUGGCUCUUGGUCUGGCGCUGCUUUACUUCGGCCGUCAAGAAGAGGUUGAUGUCAUUCUUGAUAUUCUCAAAGCUGUGGACCACCCUAUGGCUAAGCCCACAUCUGUACUUGCCUCCGUUUGCGCGUGGGCUGGAACGGGUACAGUCCUCAAGUUGCAGGAACUCCUUCACAUCUGCAAUGACAUUAUUGAAGAGAGCGAUGAAAACAAGGGCGACGAGCUUGUUCAGUCAUACGCUGUGCUGGGUCUAUCACUAAUUGCUAUGGGUGAGGAAGUCGGUCAAGAUAUGAUUCUUAGACAGUUCGGCCAUUUGAUGCAUUACGGCGCGAGCAACAUCCGGAAGGCCGUUCCCCUUGCUAUGGGUUUGAUUACCCCUAGCAACCCACAGAUGAAGGUGUAUGACACCUUGUCGCGGUACAGCCACGACAACGACAACGAUGUUGCCAUCAAUGCAAUUUUCGCCAUGGGUCUUUGCGGUGCUGGUACCAAUAAUGCUCGUUUGGCACAGCUACUCAGACAAUUGGCCAGCUACUACCACCGUGACCAGAACUCUCUGUUCAUGGUCCGCAUUGCCCAAGGUCUCCUGCAUAUGGGCAAGGGCACCAUGACAUUGAAUCCUUUCCACACAGAUCGCCAGGUCCUCUCUCGUGUCUCGGCUGCCGGUCUACUCACAGUCCUCGUGUCUAUGAUCGACGCCAAACAAUUCAUUCUUGCAGAACAUCACUACCUCCUCUAUUUCCUUAUCACCGCCAUGUAUCCUCGCUUCCUUGUUACACUCGACGAGGACCUACAACCCCUCACCGUGAAUGUGCGAGUGGGACAGGCCGUGGAUGUUGUUGGACAGGCUGGACGUCCUAAGACCAUCACUGGCUGGCAAACACAGAGCACCCCAGUUCUUCUCGCAUACGGUGAAAGAGCAGAGCUUGAAGAUGAGCAGUAUAUCCCUCUCAGCAGCACCCUCGAGGGGUUGGUCAUUUUGCGCAAAAACCCCAACUGGGAAGGGGAGCAGAGCACUGCUUAA
This is a messenger RNA of Aspergillus oryzae RIB40, 2724 nucleotides long. Its product is annotated as proteasome regulatory particle base subunit RPN1. The transcript is spliced from 5 exons. Lineage: Eukaryota; Fungi; Ascomycota; Eurotiomycetes; Eurotiales; Aspergillaceae. Gene Ontology annotation, molecular function: enzyme regulator activity. Gene Ontology annotation, biological process: proteasome-mediated ubiquitin-dependent protein catabolic process; regulation of protein catabolic process. The record is from RefSeq and is a predicted model, not a curated record. The coding region runs from base 1 to 2724 and encodes 907 amino acids. Gene Ontology annotation, cellular component: proteasome regulatory particle, base subcomplex; proteasome storage granule; nucleus.